Aphis gossypii (cotton aphid) is the source of this 1680-nucleotide messenger RNA. RefSeq lists its product as uncharacterized. The transcript has 3 exons. Lineage: Eukaryota; Metazoa; Arthropoda; Insecta; Hemiptera; Aphididae. Gene Ontology annotation, molecular function: zinc ion binding; nucleic acid binding. Bases 1 to 1680 code for a protein of 559 amino acids. The record is from RefSeq and is a predicted model, not a curated record.
AUGAGCAAAAAUAACAUCUUAGAAUUUUCAAUAACAACGUUAACAGAGAUUUACAAUAAAAAAAAACCUGAGUUAAUUGACAUUUGUAUAUCACAAAAUUUAAAAUCAACAGGAACAGUUCGAGAAUUGAGAGCUCGUUUAUCAAAAUAUUUUAAAGGUAACAUAGAACUUGACGAUAUUAGAGAAACUUUAACAGAAAGAGAAAAACAGGCUGUAAUUAAUAUCUCAGUGGAAAAUAGAAUCAAAAUAGAAGGUAUUGAGCUUGAGGAAAAUUCAGAGGAAGAGAAUGACUAUUAUAACUUAAAAACGAAAGAGGAAGUAGAGAAAUCAAAACAAUUAUAUGAAAAUAUCAAUACCAAAGCUCAGGACAUAACUAAUACAAUCGAAAAAAUUAUAAAUAACGAUAAAAAUCAAUACAUAAAUAACUCUGACAACAUAUAUGAAUCAUUAAAUUUUAACGAACAAAACACAGAAGGAAACAGUAGUGACAAUUUCGAUAGGUUUAACAUUUUAAAUAAAAGUUUCCAUAACAAAGAUAAGAAUAUAAAGAAAUCUCCAGAAAAUUCAGAAAAAGAAAACAAUUUAAAUACUUUAAAAAUUAGCAAUAAUACUUGUGAAAAUCAUAUUACUUCUGACAACAAAAAAAAUAAAGAAGUAAAAAGAAAUUUACAAAUGACACCCGACUAUUUUACAGGCAAUGAGGACGUAAAAAAAUUCUUAAAACAAUAUUCUAUGAUAACUGACUUUAAUAACUGGGACGAAAAAGAUAAACUAAAAUUUUUACCAAUGUUUGUAAAAGGAACUGCGAGCAAUUUCUUAGACAAUUUAAAUAAUUUAAAAACAAACUGGACAUGGAAAGAGAUAGAGGAUGCGUUUAUUGAUCAAUAUCUACCUAUUGAUUACACUACCAUUUUAAAGACAAAUUUAGAAAAUAGGAGACAGGGAGAAUCAGAGUCAGCAACAAGUUUCAUGACUGAGAUCGAAAAAAAUCUAAAAAAAUACGAACUUAUGCAACAUAGAAUUAAUAACAGAGGCCCGACAAUUAACAAUUACACUGACUUACUAAAUUUACAAGUGACUAAAUUACAAGAGUUUCAUAAAAAUAAAGAAAUAAAAAAGAACGAGGAACACACUGAAAACUUAUUAUUAAAAAUAGAACAACUUACGGAAGAAGUUAAAAGAAUGAAUAUGCUGGGAAAGAAUACAAAUAGAUCUGUAGAUUUUAGAGAAAAUAGAUAUUAUGACGAUUAUGAAGACAAGAGUUACUAUAGAAAUAAUGAGACAAGAGGCCGUGAUUAUAAUAGAAAUAAAGAUUACUAUAGGAAACCAGAAUAUAGAUACAAAAGUCCAUACCCAGGAAGAUCGCGAGAAUCAAGCAGGGAUUCAAGAAGAUAUAAUAGAAACCGAUCUUUUUCGAGAGAUAAUCAGCGUAGAAAUAGAGAUAGAUCAUAUUCAAGAGAGAGACCAGACUCACGUGAACAAAGUUACACUAGAGAAUCACAAAGAGAUAAUUAUAAGAGACAAGAUAGUCGAGAUAGACAAAGCAGAUCGAGGACACCGGAACAAUAUAGAAAUAAAGAUAAACAAAAAGAAAUGAGAGGUGAAAUGGAAAAUAUAACGUGUUAUAAAUGUGAGAGAAGAGGACACUAUGCAACACAGUGUGAUAAUGUAAAAAACUAA